Molecule: messenger RNA, 3336 nt
Organism: Cyprinus carpio (common carp)
Lineage: Eukaryota; Metazoa; Chordata; Actinopteri; Cypriniformes; Cyprinidae
Product: ETS translocation variant 1-like
Exons: 13
Coding region: 715-2037 (440 amino acids)
Biological process (GO): regulation of transcription by RNA polymerase II; cell differentiation
Cellular component (GO): nucleus
Molecular function (GO): sequence-specific DNA binding; DNA-binding transcription factor activity, RNA polymerase II-specific
Source: RefSeq, a predicted model, not a curated record
UGGAGCAGCAGGCAGCGAGUGUGUGUUGAUUUGAGCGCAGAGGAGAGACACGAGAGCGCCUUUCUCAUUCAGUCCGGCGACACCUCCAUGAAUGAAUGCGGUGCGUUUACUGGGGUGAGUGCAAGCUUUAAGUUCUCCAUCACCUUCGACGCUUCAGUAAAACGUAACUAGAAACAGAAAAAAAUAAAAGAGUUUCCAAAAGUCCAGUCCCUUCGGAGGAUCGUCUCACCGAUUACGCACUUUACGCACGCACAGUACCGCAACAUAUUUACAUUAGGACACUUGCAACUUUAUCUAUAAAGUGUCACGGAUCUGCUGCAUUUAAUGUCUGUUUCAUAAUAGUCAGCAUGUAGUAAGUCAAUUGAAAGAUAUGCUUAUGAGUGGAGUCGCUGAAUGCGCUCGAGCGCGCAGCAGUUCAUGUUCCAUCUCCAAUAAAUCGCUUAAGUCAGUCUCCUACUUCAAAGGGUGAUCGGACGACGCGCUCAGAGUCCAACCGCUGCAGAAUGGACGGACUUUACGACCAACAAGUGCCUUUCAUAAAAUCUCAUAAUCCUCGGGGAAAGACGUCCAACACGAGACCAGCGAAGGACAGGAAAAGAAAAUUCAUUAACUCUGACCUGGCUUUGGACACUCAGGAGCUGUUUCAAGAUCUCAGUCAACUUCAGGAAACCUGGCUCGCUGAAGACAUGCUGGUUGUGGUCUAACUCAAACGUGAUGCUUCAGGAGUUAAGCGCGAGUGUCUUCUUCCCACCUUGCUUGCAGCACCGACCUUUAGCUCAAGUUCCUGACAAUGAUGAGCAGUUUGUUCCAGACUUUCAGAGUGAAAACUUGGCGUUCCACGGGCUGCAGUUGAGGAUAAAGAGAGAGCCCCACAGUCCGUGUACUGAUCUGGGCUCAGCCUGCAGUCAGGAGAGGCCCUUCAGACUCCACUAUGGGGAGAAGUGCCUGUAUAACAUCAGUGCCUACGAGCAGAAGCAUCCCUCGGGAAUGAAGGCCUCCAGCCCAGUGUCUACCCCCUGCAGCACGCCUGUGUCCCCUGGACAGCAUGGGUCUCCCACUGCCGCCCCCACCCCGAAACCAGACAGGACGUACCCUCACCUCGCACCCCCGCAGCCCCUCCCUGACAGUGCUUACCCCAUGGACCACAGUGUUUUGUUCAGAUUUCGGCGGCAGUUGUCGGAGCCGUGUCAUUCCUUCCCCUCUCCUUCAAUGUCGCGGGACGGACGGCCCAUGUAUCACAGACAGAUGUCAGAACCCAGCAUCCCCUUCCCUCCUCAGGGGUUCAAGCAAGAGUAUGGCGACCCCCUCUUCGAACAUCCAGCCAUGGUGGGGGCGCCGCUUCCCCAGACGUACCCGCACUCCAUGAUGAUCAAACAAGAGCCUCGCGACUUCACCUAUGACUCAGAAGUGCCUAGCUGUCACUCUGUAUAUCUUAGACAAGAAGGAUAUCUGGCCCACAAUAACAGAACAGAGGGAUGUAUGUUCGAAAAAGUUGCAAGGCACUUCUAUGAUGACACUUGCGUGGUACCAGAGAAGGUUGAAGGUGAUAUAAAGCAGGAGGCGGGGCUGUAUCGUGAAGGCCCAACCUAUCAGAGACGAGGUUCACUGCAGCUCUGGCAGUUUUUGGUGGCCCUAUUGGAUGACCCCUCAAAUUCACACUUCAUUGCUUGGACAGGCCGGGGCAUGGAGUUUAAACUCAUUGAGCCUGAGGAGGUGGCACGGCGUUGGGGAAUUCAAAAGAAUCGACCUGCCAUGAACUACGACAAGCUUAGCAGAUCAUUGCGCUACUACUAUGAAAAAGGCAUCAUGCAAAAGGUGGCAGGUGAAAGAUACGUGUAUAAGUUUGUCUGCGACCCCGAGGCUUUGUUCUCCAUGGCCUUCCCCGACAAUCAGCGUCCGGUGCUGAAGACCGACCUGGAGCGGCAGAUCAACGAGGAAGACACCAUGCCGCUGUCACACUUCGAUGAGAACAUGGCGUAUAUUCAAGAGGGCGGCUACUGCAACCCACACCCGUACAAUGAGGGCUACGUCUACUGAAAACUGCUACCGGCCGUUCGAAAACAAAACAAACUUUCAGACUUGUCCCUCAUUUCCUUCAGUCAUUCCCCAGGACAAAAGAGAGCACUUUAUGAACAGAGGAUGAUGGCAGUGUGUAAACCUACAAACGUACUGGUGUGGUUAUGUUAGAUGCUCCUUUGGUGAUUUUUGUUGCUACUGAAGGGGAUGGGGUGUUUAAGCAUGCCGUUUUCUCACUGAAAAGACUCUUGAGGGCAAAUGGCCUCUCUUCGGACAGAUGUUUUGAACUAUUUAGACAAGUUAGAGUCUGGAGCACGUGAAUGGAAAAAUCCCAACCUCUUUUACCAUUGAAUCUCUUGGAUUGUUUGUGGAGCGCUUUGUUAUUUUCACACAUUUUCUCAACAUUUGUAUUCUCUACCUUGGUGUUAAACUGAGCAAAUAAUACAGUGUAUUACAAUGGAAAUAAAAUCCUUAAAACUCUCCAUCUCAAAGUGAGCACAUAUCUAAACUUGACUGAGUAAACGACCCACAUUAUUCCUUGCCCAUUCAAGACCCAUAAAGUGAUUAAAUACUUGCAAAGUUACAACAAAUGACUGAUUCAUGUUAUUUGUGAAGGAAUAUUAUAUACUUAUAUUCAAGUUAUACCCUUAUAUAUAUAUUCCCUUAUGAAUAUAAUGUCUUAGAGGAGGGAAGAUGCAGGUAAUUUUCUCAAUAAACAACAGAUUUUUUCUUAAUGAAACAAAUAAAGACAAAAAAUAAAUAAAUAAAUAAAUAAACUGCCAUGACAGCAUGAUUUUGUAAUACAGUACAUGGUGUUUCAAAUACUGCUCCAGUUUUUUUCUUAAGCUCUAUUUAAAUAAACAUCUGUAACAAUACAGUAUAACUGACACCAUAUUUCACUGAUACACACGUUUUGAUCAAACGCAGCUAUAGAUAUCAAAGAGUUCUCUUCAGACAGCUUCACAUGUGUCUAUGACAUCAUUCUAUGAAAGUUACAUUUCUAAUAUUAGAGACAAAUUGCUUUUUUUAUUAGGAAAAAAAGUGGAUGUUGGUCCAUUACUCGCUCCCCCAUGCCAUCAUUGAAAAUAAAUAUAAAACAUGUAUAUUCAGGUUAAUGCACCUCAAUGCUGCUUUUUGUGUAAAUUUAGUCAAGUAUGAUCAGACGGCAGCUAUGCCCUGCAGUACGUUAAUUGUUUUGUUUUUUUUACAUUGAAAAAAAAAGAAAAAACGUCAGUGUUUAUUGAUUGUAAAAAAUAUAUACAUAAUUGCAAAGGGAAUGGCAAUAGCUACACUUCUGUAAUAAAAUAGUCUUGAAAAACA